AUGGCCGCCUCGUAUUACUUUGCGCGCCAGAUUGGCUGCGGCAACUGGGCAUCUGUCUGGAUCGUCCAGCCCAAAGGCUCAGCUCGUGGCCAGGUCAAGGCCAUGAAGAUUGUUCAUCGCGCCAGUCAGAGUGGCGCCUUGCAGCGCUUCAAUGCCCUGCUCAAUGAGUACAAGGUCCUCGCUGGCAUGCCUCGCCAUCCCAACAUCGUCUGCUUCGAAGACCUGGUCCUCAGCCCUUCCUACGCUUGCUUGGUCAUGCCAUUCUACGACCAGCCCAUGACCGUCUGCUUGCCCUUCGCGGCUUGUCGCGUGUACUUUGCUCGGAUGGCAGAGGCCGUCGAGUGGCUGCACAAGCACUACAUUACGCACAACGACCUCAAGCUCGCCAAUACCCUCGUCAACCGCGGCGCUGGAGAGCCAUACGGCCAACCUGUCCUCGUCGACUUUGGCUUCGCGCGCAACCAUCAGCCCUGCUACGGCACCAACUUCAUUUCCAACGAGUCGUGGGGCACGCCAGAGUACCUCAGCCCCGAGCGUUCCGUCGGCGACGCUCACGAUGAGCGACUGAGCGAUAUCUGGGCUCUGGGUGUCUCCUUCUUUGAGAUGGCCACAGGUCGCACUCCCUUCGAAAAGAAGAAUGAAGUCUUCACAACCCCUGAGGCACGCGAAGAAUAUUACCGUCGCACCAUCCAGGGCAAGUGGUACACCGACUACGAUUUACCCUUCGAGAUUGAGGACUUGUGCCGCGCCAUCGUCAGGGUGGACCCGCAGGCCAGACCGAGGAUCCCCGAGAUACUUGAGCACGACUUCUUUCAAGACGCGGCGGCUACCGACUCUGCUGGAAGCUCACCUCGCAGCAUC
Jaminaea rosea is the source of this 861-nucleotide messenger RNA. Its product is annotated as kinase-like protein. Lineage: Eukaryota; Fungi; Basidiomycota; Exobasidiomycetes; Microstromatales. The record is from RefSeq and is a predicted model, not a curated record. The transcript is spliced from 2 exons. Gene Ontology annotation, molecular function: protein serine/threonine kinase activity; ATP binding. The annotation marks the transcript as partial. Gene Ontology annotation, cellular component: cytoplasm. Gene Ontology annotation, biological process: peptidyl-serine phosphorylation; autophagy.